Molecule: messenger RNA, 1195 nt
Organism: Danio aesculapii
Lineage: Eukaryota; Metazoa; Chordata; Actinopteri; Cypriniformes; Danionidae
Gene: unc119c
Product: unc-119 lipid binding chaperone B homolog 2
Exons: 5
Coding region: 272-1054 (260 amino acids)
Biological process (GO): mitotic cytokinesis; nervous system development; visual perception
Cellular component (GO): spindle midzone; intercellular bridge; centrosome
Molecular function (GO): lipid binding
Source: RefSeq, a predicted model, not a curated record
UUCAGGAAUGUACGAUAUGGCUUUAUUCUUUUCCAUCUGUUCAUCCCACCUCUCUUUUUGUCCUUUCAUUGAAGCCAUUGUUGCUGUGUCCCUGUUUAAUUAAGGAUUGGCUUGGAUUAGCGGUUUGAGAAAGCCUUAAUCUGUUUGAGUCACCGAGACACAGUGGACCAGAGAAGAGCUGAGUGUAAUCACACAGAGAGCCAGAUAGCAGAUGAACCUAAGUUAGUUAACCUACAGCCGUGACCAAUAAUAGGCAGACACAGAGUUAUAGAUGGAUGGUGAAGGUGUGAAGGAGCCGCACAGUGAAGAUGAGAUGGAGCAGGAGUUAUCCUCCGAUGACCAAGCAGAGAGAGAGGAAGAUGAAGCUGAAGAUGAGGAGGAAACGGCAGACGCACAGAACAGAGGGUGUCUGAGGGACGUGGAGGACUGGAAUGGCUUUAUUUCUGGAGGACCAGCGGCUGAAGAAGAGGUGCUGCUGGACUGGAAACCCGGUGAUCCUGUGACUCCUCAGUAUGUCCUCAGACUGCCAGGAUACACCGAUGACUUCAUGUGCUCCCCAGAAGACAACAUCUACAAUAUUAGCUUCUCACGCUUCAAAAUAAGAGAUCUGGAAGGUGGAUGUGUCAUCUUAGAUCUAAAACGACAUUGUCCAACAGAAAUAAAAGAUAUGAUAGAGCUGGAUGCUGGCCGUUUCAUUCAGUAUCAUUUCAGUCCUGCUUUUCUAAACCUCAGGGAGAUUGGAGCCACACUUGAGUUCACAGUGGGAGGAAAAGCAGUGAACAAGUUUCGUCUGAUCGAGAGGCAUUACUUCAGGGAUCUUCUGCUGAAGACGUUUGACUUUGAGAUCGGCUUCUGUAUCCCUCACAGCAGAAACACCUGUGAACACAUCUACUGCUUACCAGACCUGGAUCCACACACCAUUGAGGAGAUGAUCAGCCACCCUUUUGAGACGCGGUCAGACAGCUUCUACUUCGCCAACAACACGCUGAUCAUGCAUCAUAAGGCUGAAUAUUCCUUCAGUCAGGGGCUGCAGAUCAACCAAAACCAAAGCUAGACGCUUCGCCAUCAGACAGUGUGAAUCACAGUAAUAAAAUAAUAUACACAAUAGUGCUGUAUAUUGGGUUUCGUAAAUCAUAUCACUAGACAAAGGCAUGUCUUUGGAACAUUAUGUUUUUGCUGGGGAGAUGUUGUGUUG